Messenger RNA from Durusdinium trenchii, 1297 nucleotides. Lineage: Eukaryota; Dinophyceae; Suessiales; Symbiodiniaceae. The record is from the annotation of a GenBank genome assembly.
AUGCCACCUUUACAGUCGUACAAGUACAUUCCUCUUCCUUUGCGCAAGCCUGAGGUUAAUGCUGCCCCAUGGAGGAAGCUUGCUGGUUUUGAAGGUGUCCAUGACAGCGACGCUUCCUUGCUGAAGGAUUGCCGUAACCGAGCAGCAGCACAGGAGCGCACUGCCGGCUUGAAGAGACCAUCUGAGACCGACAGUGGGAGUUUUUCCUCAAAGUCAAAGCAGCGGCGGCUGUCUUCCUUUUCAUCAUCCAAGGCAGCUUCCAAUGCAUCUGGACCAAGUGCCCGUUCUUCCAGGCAGCCAGAGCCCUCUCCAGCUGCCGCUGCGGCUGGCACACAAAAUGGCCAGAACCAGCCGUCAGGAGACGAUCAAAAGAAUGCCACGGUCCCACAUGAAGAGGCUGGAGAUGGUGCUUCUGGGGACCCUUCAGCACCCCCUCCUGCAGAAGAUGAGCCAUCAAGCACAUCCAAACGUGGGCGCUGUGGAAAGGGCAAGACUUUGACUAUCAAGCAAAAGCUCGACUUGCUUCAGAAGCUACAGGACUUGAAGGACAGCGGUGAACACAAGCAUCCAGAGAAGGUCAUGGUGGCCAAGCAUGGGAAAGAUGGAUACUUUCAAGGGGCUGGUUCCAAGUCAAAGUGGCCUGCAGCCUGCGAAAAGUAUCAAUGGAAGCUAGUGGCCGAGCUUUGCCCCAAGGUCGCGGAGACCUGUGAUGAAACCCCAAACUGGCUGAGAGAACGUCUUGAGAUUCAAAUACGUAAAGGCAACGGAUCCUACAAAGUUGCUGAUGGCGUCUACGAUGUUGUGGACUCUGUCUUGUCCGAAGUGGUGAGAGCAGGCGUGGAACUCAACACCGCUUCUGUGGAGGAGGUUCUGAAGGAUGCUUUGGCAGUUUACAACAACGAGGUGACUACGUGGAGGGGGGCCAGAGAAAAGUCCGAUCUGGCAGCUCUGGAUCAGCUUGCCUCCUCUGGUGCUUCACAGGAGGAAAUAGCAAAGGUCGCUGCUGAGCAGAUUCGGGCCAAACAGUCUUGGCCAUUGGAAUGCAAAAUUGGUGAGACACAGCGCAGCUUGAACCAGCUUGCACUGGACUUUUGCAAAAAAAAUGGAUAUGCCAACUAUGCCCAGGACAAACCUCAAAAGCACCUUCCUCGGGAUCAUCCAUCAGUGAAAAAAGUGACGGAGUUCAUAAAGCUCACCAUUGUGGUGAGACAGGCAAUGCAAGAGCGAUUUGGUCAGGAGGUGCAAACUCCAGUGUUCCAGGUCAAGAAGAAGUGGACGGUUAAGCUCGCCGAUGUGU